AUGGAGGAGGAGGAUAUCUACUAUUGGAGUAAGCAUAGCAGACCUUCUCCCAACCAAGAUCAUAUAAGACAUAGCCUCGCUGAAUACGUUCUUCAUCCUCUGAAAAUCCGUGCCUCUAUUUUGAAGUCCAUCUACAUUCCUAUUCCAUCUGAUCAUCUACAAUCGGAGUACUCUGACUUUCAACCCAACAUCUUGUAUUCCCUGAAUAGAAAACGACGAUGGGAAGCAGAAGAUUCGAUUGGAGUGGAUCUUUUGGAAGAGCUCACCCAACUGAAUAAGGGGUGGAGGGUUACUGUAGUGGAGAGGAAGCAAGCGAGGAACUAUGAGUUUCCACUUUGUUUUGCUGCUGCAUUCUACUUGUAUUCUCAUUAUUUUGAGGACUUGUAUCCAGUUAUGAAGUUUUGUUAUUUGAAAGACAACAAGGAGUAUAAGGAAAAAUCUGUGAGGGGACAGGUGUAUAAAAACUUUCUGGGGCAGAUGAAUAAUUUCGAGGAGAGCGAUGAUGACCCCAUUGCUUCAUAUAACUUUUUAAGACCUCCUGCCAAUAUUGUGACUCUGAUGAAGAAACGAUUUCAAAGCCGUGAUUAUAAUAGUCGUGGUUGGCAACGAGAUGGCUACUGGAAUCGAUUGGAUCGUAAGAAGGAUAGAUAUAUCCAGUUGAGAUACGAGGAAUUGGAGAAUUUGGAUGGAGGAGUGUGGAAUGACGGUUUAGAUAAUAAUGUCGAGGAGGUAAAAGUGAAGUAUUACAACUUGGAGGAUCAUCUUGUGGAGAAAUUUGUGAUGGUCAAAAAGCGGAGAUCGGGGAAGAAAGGUUUGAGCAAUUGA
This is a messenger RNA of Caenorhabditis remanei, 825 nucleotides long. RefSeq lists its product as uncharacterized. The transcript is spliced from 4 exons. The record is from RefSeq and is a predicted model, not a curated record. Bases 1 to 825 code for a protein of 274 amino acids. Lineage: Eukaryota; Metazoa; Nematoda; Chromadorea; Rhabditida; Rhabditidae.